Messenger RNA from Fusarium falciforme, 1266 nucleotides. RefSeq lists its product as hypothetical. Gene Ontology annotation, cellular component: cytoplasm. NCBI's taxonomy places the organism in Eukaryota, Fungi, Ascomycota, Sordariomycetes, Hypocreales, Nectriaceae. The transcript has 2 exons. Gene Ontology annotation, biological process: transsulfuration. Gene Ontology annotation, molecular function: pyridoxal phosphate binding; carbon-sulfur lyase activity. The record is from RefSeq and is a predicted model, not a curated record. The coding region runs from base 1 to 1266 and encodes 421 amino acids.
AUGGCUCUUGAAAAGACUGCCAACGGCACAGACUCCGUCCCCGCUCCGGACGGCACCGACGACUCCCGGGCCCGACUCGAGAGCUCCGUCGCCGGACUGUCGCUCUCCUCCCGCGCCGUCCACGCCGACGACGGAAUUCAGGCUCACCGGGCUGUCGCACCGGCGCUGCACGUCAGCACAACUUUCCGCUACAGUGAUGAUCCGGAGCAGCUCAAGUCCUGGGACAACAUCGACCCCAAUGCUCCCCUAGACUCUCACGUCUACUCCCGGGCCACCGGCCCCAACACGACCCGUCUCGAGGCCGUCCUCACCUCGCUGCUCGGUGCUCCCACCAUUACUUACUCUUCGGGCCUCUCGGCCUUCCACGCCAUGCUCGUGCACCUCAACCCGAAGCGCAUCGCUAUCGGCGACGGCUACCACGGUUGCCAUGGUGUCAUUCGCAUCCUCAACCGCCUCACAGGUCUUCAGCAGCUGCCCCUGGACUGUCCCGUCGAGGACCUCCAGCCCGGCGACGUCAUCCAUGUCGAGACACCUCUCAACCCGACCGGUGAGGCUCGCAACCUGGCUGCCUAUGCUGAAAAGGCCAAGAAGGCUGGCGCCUAUCUCACUGUCGAUGCGACCUUUGCGCCGCCGCCCCUGCAGGACCCCUUCAAGUAUGAUGUUGAUGUAGUGAUGCACAGCGGCACAAAGUACUUUGGCGGUCACUCAGAUAUGCUUUGCGGUACUCUGUCCGUCAACCCUAAGCACAAGGACUGGGCCAGGGCCCUCAUCGAGGAUCGUCUUAUUCUCGGUUCUGUCAUGGGUAGCCUGGAGGGUUGGUUGGGUAUUCGCUCUCUGCGCACCCUCGAGUUGCGAGUCCUCCGCCAGAGCGAGACGGCAACCGCGCUGGUGGCUUGGCUCGCUGAGCAGAAGAAGGAUGCUUCAUCCGCAGUGGGCGCCCUCGUGGAACGCAUCCAGCACGCGAGUCUUCAGCCCGAGGCGGCCGUUGAAGGCAGCUGGCUGCGGGAGCAGAUGCCCAACGGCUAUGGCCCCGUCUUCUCGCUGUACUUGAGCGAUGGUGAGGUUGCCAAGCGUCUUCCCAACAAGCUGCGGCUAUUCCAUCACGCUACCAGCCUGGGUGGCGUCGAGAGUCUGAUCGAGUGGCGAGCCAUGACAGAUCCCAAUGUUGACAAGCGGCUGUUGCGGGUUAGUAUUGGUGUCGAGGGUCUGGAGGACCUGAAGCAGGAUCUUCUCCAAGGUCUGGAGGCCUUGAGGAAGGAAAAGUGA